Messenger RNA from Zootoca vivipara (common lizard), 2321 nucleotides. Its product is annotated as E3 ubiquitin-protein ligase TRIM7-like. NCBI's taxonomy places the organism in Eukaryota, Metazoa, Chordata, Lepidosauria, Squamata, Lacertidae. The record is from RefSeq and is a predicted model, not a curated record. Gene Ontology annotation, molecular function: zinc ion binding.
GUUGUUUAUCUGUUAAAAGGAGGGAGGAGAAGGAACAUAACAGAAGCCAAAAAGAGCCAUUGCCUCUCCCCAAUUUAUUAUUAAAAAACAGAUGUAGGGAGCACAAUAAAGGCAAAGCUUAAUCCAUUGGGGUUUUUUUUCAGUGGGGCUCUUGUAUGCCCCAGAGCUUGCCCUCCACGGAAGCAGAAGCAGGAAACGAAACACCUUGGCACUAACAGAAAUCAGAAAACGAAACCAAGGCUGUUGUUUUGUCCAGGGAGAGGCCACCAUGGCAGCUGGAACCCCCGAGAAGGAGCUCGGCGAAGAAGUGACUUGCUCCAUCUGCCUGGAGUACUUCAAAGAUCCAGUGACUACAAACUGCGGGCACAAUUUCUGCCGAGCCUGCCUCAGAGAGUGGCUGGAGAACCCUUUUUGCCCUCAGUGCAGAGCAGCCUUGAAGCCACGGCAAUUCAAGCCAAACAGGAAACUGGCAAAUGUGGUCGAAAUAAUCAGGAAAAUUGAGGAGCGGAAAAAUGCUGAGCUGUGUAAGGGGGACCAGGAGCCCUGCAAACUCUUCUGCAAGGAUGACCAGGUCCUCAUAUGCGUGAUCUGCAACCUAUCCAAGGAGCACCGAGAUCAUCACGUCAUCCCUAUGCAGGAGGCUGCUCAGGAGUAUAAGGGGAAAAUUGAGGUCCAGAUCCAGGCCCUGGAGAAAAAGAGAGAAAACAUUUUGCACCGGGAACAGGCUGAAGAUGAGAAGAAGCAGAAAUUUUUAUCGCAGGUAGGAGUGGAGAAACUCAAUAUCAGGUGUGUUUUUAAGCAAAUGCAGAAGUUCCUUAAGGAAAACGAGCGCCGUUGGUUGGCCCAGCUAGGAGAUAUGGAGAGAGAGAUUGAGAAGACAUGGAAAGAAAAUGUUGCCAGCCUCUCCGAUGAGUCUUUCCGCCUCAACGUGCUCAUCAGCGACAUGCAGCAGAAGAGGCAACAGCCAGCCGGCAAAUUCUUGCAGGACAUAAAAAAUACUCUGAGCAGGUAUCAGGAGGGGCAACUUAGGCCAGUGGUAGAGCUUUCUCCAGGGCCUGAGGAGAGACUCAGAAGUUACUCUCAUAAAAGGCUGGUUCUCAAAAAGGUCAUGGAAGAAAUUGAAGAGUCUUUGGAAGGAGCACUGAGCAAAGAGCCGGCAAAGGAAACGCUGAGCAAAGUGAAUGUGAUUCUGGAUCCCAACACGGCACACCCUUUCCUGGUUCUCUCUGAGGAUCUGACGAGCGUGAGAUGGGAAGACAGAUAUCGGGGCCUGCCCGAGAACCCCGGGAGAUUCGACAGGGAAUUCUGUGUGCUGGGCUGCGAGAGAUUCACGUCGGGGAGACACUGGUGGGAGGUCGGGGUGGAAGAGGAGGAAGGGGCCAUGUGGGCCUUGGGGGUGGCGCGAGUUUCCCUCAGGAGGAAGGGGUGUUUCAGCUUCAGUCCGAAGGAAGGCGUUUGGGCUGUGGGGAAGAGACCGACUGUCUCGCCUUGGCCUUGCCAGCUGUUUGCUUUAACUUCCCCUGAGUGGACUCCUUUGGCCUUGAGCCACGAGCUCAGGAAGAUCCGGGUGUCCCUGGACUAUGAAGAGGGCCAGGUACACUUUUUUGAUGCUGAUUCAAAUGGCUUGCUCUUUGCUUUCUCUUCAGCCUCAUUCUCCGGGGAGAGGCUCCUGCCCUUUUUCCAGGUGGUCUCAGGGGUCACAAUGAAUUGCUGAAUCUUGAGGGGAAUCCUCAUUUACACAUUUAUGGAGCAUUCGUCCUCAUUUGCUUGCGUAAUGUUUACAUGGGGGGGUUGGCUUUAUCUAGUCUUUCCCGAAUAUUCAUUCUGCUUUGCUGUAGACAACAACAACCUUUGUUCUGCAUUCAUUCACGUCCUGGUUGGAAGGGGAACAAAACCCCUUCGCUGAUUAUUCGGAUAAACAUUUUUUCUCUUUUCUUUUUUAAUGUUUAUUUCAGUAAUAAAUUGUACACCACAGUUUACGUUUAAAAACCUUACAAUAUAUACAUUACAAACAAUACAUACAUUGCAAAAAUGCAAAAAUUAUAUCAGUUAAUAAAGUAAGGAGUGUAUGAAAAAGAUAAAACAUUUUAGUCUUAACUGACUUAAUAUUUGCUGUAUUUUUGUCUUUAGACAUUUCACAAGUCACUUUGUGGCUCUUUCGUUUCUUUCUUUUUUUAAUCAAUGGUUUUUUAUUCAUUUUCCACAUUUAAAAGAAAUACUGUAGCCAUUUUUACAAUUUCCACAAUAUUAUAUCACUUUUUCACAUAAUAUACAUAUAUAAAUUUCCAACAUGUCCAUAGCUACUUAGGGGAGGAAGAAGG